Molecule: messenger RNA, 2533 nt
Organism: Dermochelys coriacea (leatherback sea turtle)
Lineage: Eukaryota; Metazoa; Chordata; Testudines; Dermochelyidae
Gene: NALF1
Product: NALCN channel auxiliary factor 1
Exons: 3
Coding region: 724-2037 (437 amino acids)
Biological process (GO): calcium ion import across plasma membrane
Cellular component (GO): plasma membrane
Molecular function (GO): stretch-activated, monoatomic cation-selective, calcium channel activity
Source: RefSeq, a predicted model, not a curated record
CCUCAGCCGCGCUCCGGGAGCCCCGCAGCCGCGCCGCGCCGGCUAGAGCGCGGGGGGCUGGGGCGGGGUGGGGGGGGUGGGUGGGGGAGGGAGCGGGGAAGACGGAGCCCGGGGUGCAGGCGUCUGUGCCAGGAGGAGGAGGAGGAGGAGGAGAAGCCGCCCCGGCAGCGUUAGGCAGGAGGGAGGCAAGGCAGGCAGGGGAGCUGCUCUCCUCCAGCCGUCCGUCGGCAGCGGGGGAAGCGGCAUGCCGCGGGCAGGGGGCAGCCGGCUUUUCUCAGGAGCGCGAUGGAGAUCUGCUAUCUGACCAUGCCGGGGUGAGAGGAGGGGAGGAAAAAGAAGCAGCCAGCCAACCCCACCAGCAGCCGCCACCACCACCACCACCAGCACCAGCACCACCACCUCCUCCUCCUCCCCUCCUCCUCCUCUCCCUGCAUUGUUGCUCUCAUCUGCUCCACCGUACUCUGUACUGGAUGGAUCUGAGGUGAGACCCAGCCGGAUCCACCUGCAAAACCCAACAACAUUUCAAUAGGGAGAGGACGAAGAAGAAGAAGAAGACGAAAGAAGAGGAAGAAAGAGAGUGAGAGCGGGAGAGAGAGAGAGAGAGAGAGAGGAAGGAAGGCAAGAACCCCCCCCCCCCCAAUCUUUUAAGUCAAUGCAUAUUGUGGUGACACUGGCAACGGAGCCCUCACGGUGGAGUCGGCCAGGGCUGUGCGUUCCCAAAAUAUGACCAGGGGUGCUUGGAUGUGCAGUCGGCAGUACGAUGACGGCCUAAAAAUCUGCUUUGCAUCCCGGGAGAACGAGAAACCCUUCACUGAUUCAGAGAGGGCUCAGAAAUGGCGACUGUCCCUGGCAUCGCUCUUGUUUUUCACAGUCCUGCUCUCUGAUCACUUGUGGUUCUGUGCCGAAGCCAAACUCACCAGGACCAGAGACAAGGAGCAGCAGCAGCGGCGGCGGCGGCAGCAGCCCGAGCAUCCGGAGCGGGAGCUACUCUCCAGCAUGGGGGAGCCCUCGCCUGCCGCACAGGCGGCCCACAGACUCCUCUCCUCCUCAUUACCCACCCUGCCUCCUUCCCCCAGCAGCAGCAGCAGCGGCGGCGGCGGCGGCAGCAAAAACAACAACAACAACAACCACCACCACCACCAGGCUGUUUUUCUAGGGAACUCUACCAAACCUUUUUGGCGCCUGGAGACGUGUUACCCGCAGAGCUCCGCGUCUGGCCAGUGUUUCAGCCUGGAGAAUGCAGACUCUGUGUGCCGGAGGAGCCGGAGCCGGGAGCAGCAGGUGACCGGGAAUCAUCCGACUCCGGGCUGGAACUUGACGGAUUUUUACCUUUCCUUUUGUAAUUCCUACACCCUUUGGGAGUUGUUCGCCGGGUUGUCCAAUCCGGACACUUUGAACUGCAGUCUGGAUGUGGUGCUGGAGGGGGAAGGCUCCUGCCGCCAGUGCGUCCAGGCUUACCAGCGCUACGACCAGCACGCUCAGGAGAAAUACGAAGAGUUUGAGGUUAUGCUCCAGAAGUAUUUACAAUCGGAUGAAUACUCGGUGAAAUCGUGUCCUGAGGAUUGUAAGACUGUCUACAAAGCCUGGCUCUGUUCCCAGUAUUUUGAAGUCACACAGUUUCACUGCAGCAACAGAAUUCCUUGCAAGCAAUACUGUUUGGAGGUUCAGACAAGGUGUCCAUUUAUAUUACCAGACAAUGAUGAUGUCAUCUAUGGAGGACUAUCAAGUUUCAUCUGUACAGGGCUCUAUGAAAAUUAUCCAACCAAUGCAGAACCAGAAUGCUGUGAUGUCAGAUGGGGACUAUUACCAGAUAAUCAAUCCAAAGGGACUAUAAAAACAAGUGACUCAUCGAUGUGUCACAGGACAUCGCUCACGGUUUCAUCAGCAUCAAGACUGUGUAACAGCAGACUUAAACUGUGUGUUCUUGUAUUAAUUCUCUUGCAUACAGUACUUACAGUCUCAGCAGCACAGAACUCAACAGGAUUGGGCUUUGGAGGCAUAACAACUUUGGAAGAUAAUUCAACUAAUGAGGAAUAAAAGAAAGGAUACAUGUCAAAUGAUAGGCACACAACAGGCCCAUGUGUACUAUAGUCAAAUAUAACAGAGACUGGGUGCUUUUACCCUCAAUUCACUUCUUGAAAGGCCUUCUGGGUAAAAUUAAAAGGAUGGGCAACAAUCCAAACAAGGACACAUGAACACAAGCUUUUUAUUGACUAAAAGGCUAUAUGGUGACUUAAAUUUCUCACACCAUUUUAUACACUGUGUUUUAAUGUUUGGAGUUUCUUUUUUUGUUUGUUUUUUGCACUUGUUAAUACAGGAUUUUAUUUUUGGGAUGGUUUCUCAAAGCUAAACUAAGUCUUUUCACUGUCGAUAUAUUUCUAUUCAUUGUGUAUGUUCAUCUGAUAGCUCUGUCUUUUAUGUCCUGUCAGUUUCUAUUAGAGGAAUGACUGCUGUGAUUCCAUGGCAUAACAAAAAACAACAAAAAAACAAAUUUAAAAAAACAACAACAAAAACCACACACAAAAAUUACAAA